Anopheles stephensi (Asian malaria mosquito) is the source of this 6180-nucleotide messenger RNA. RefSeq lists its product as uncharacterized. The coding region runs from base 1557 to 5075 and encodes 1172 amino acids. Gene Ontology annotation, molecular function: serine-type endopeptidase activity; protein binding. Lineage: Eukaryota; Metazoa; Arthropoda; Insecta; Diptera; Culicidae. Gene Ontology annotation, biological process: proteolysis. The record is from RefSeq and is a predicted model, not a curated record. The transcript is spliced from 8 exons.
ACUUUACUUAAACGAAGGAUCUCAGCUAACACACAAAUAUUUAACGAAGGAACUCAGGAACCCACACGGAACCCAGCACCUCACCGUGAGUGAUUUCGAACAGUUUGGCUCACUUGUGCUGUGAUGCAGUUGUUACUGCACACUGGGCAAGUUUGUGGUAAAAAAAGUUAAAUAAAUGAAAACAAUUAAUAUUUAAAAAAAAUCAUUUCAAUUCCAGUUCUUCAGUAGAAAUUAAACACCUGGUACAAAUCAAACAAAAUAAUACAAAAAAAAUAUAAUAAUUGUUGUUACUUGUGAGAUUUGUAUUAUGUUUGCUUCUUCACCAUCCGUGACGUAGUGAGCGCGAUCGUGCAGACAUGUAUUGACGGUGGAACCGAACAGACGUAGUACUGCGUGCGCUCGUUGAAAUAAAACCGUCCGUUAGUUGUGUUUCGAUCGGGAAAAGAGAAGCAUCGCCAAAUUCGGUACACUUCUACUACAAGGAGAAAUCGCGUAGUGUGUUUAUGAUUUUUGGUUUCCUAUACCGGACCGCGGGUGUGUGUGUAUCGGUGCUCGUGUGAAGUGUGAAGAAAAUUUUCGCAGGAAAACUUUGACUAGAGUUUUAGCACGGGAAAGUGUGUUGAGCCUGUUUGCGGCCAGGAAUUAGAGGAUCUUUUUGAAAAUAAAACCGAAAAAACACCGGUGAAGUGGCCUCAAACACCGCAGCAAAAGACGUGCAAAAUAAGUGGCUCUGGACGUUGGAGUCGUGGAGUUUAAUACAGCAAGGGAAGCUUCGUUGCGUCGUGUGUGUCUAUACCUCGUGUGUGAUCUUUGGCCGUGCGUAACGUGGGGGGGAAAACUCAGGAAGGAAAGAAGGGAAAACUUAAGAAAAAAACCUUUUUGCUUCGGUUGUCCGAAAAAAGGGGUGUUUGCCCGUUGAUUACUCGAAUACCUUCGCGCUCAACCCCACCGUGCUCAACCGUCCACGCAGUCCGGCAGUCAGCUGCUUGCCGAUCAGGAACAACGAGCCGUUGCACUGUAGCCGCUCAAGCCCGGACCAAUUUCGCAAGGACGUCCGUGCCCUUGCAGGCGGACCCGUUACUUCAAAGCAGCGAAAACGUUUCCCAAAAUGCUUGAGCGAUCCUUCCGUUGACCGUACCGACAAGACGACCGCUCUUAUUUUAUUGAUGCCGUGACCAGGAUGCGACAGUGAACCGUGGCUUGACUACAUUAGAAAAGAAAACAUACACACGAACACGUUAAAGGUGGCUACUAAUCAUUGGCACACUACUACCACUAGCUUGACUACUACCCUACUACCGGCACACGGUGCUCAGCAACCCGACACACACGCACACUGCUACAGACGGACCGAUCAAAACCGGGCGAGAAAGUAUGCGCGUCGGACCGAUUGGGCACGAACGGGUCGCGCGUGUUUGACGGUUGUCCGGCGUGCGUCUACGUUCAGCAUUCGAUCACUUUGGAGCGUAAAGACUGUGCGGCACGAGCUGGUGAGAAGAUUCUGUGGCAGAAAUCAGCUGGCUAGCGGGGUGGAGGUGCAAACCAGCGGCAAGAGUAUGGGCACGGCAAACGAUAGUCAGCAGCAGCAGCGACAUCACCAUCACCAUCACAGGCGGUCGCAAAAUCAGCCGCGCCAGCAGCAACGGCCUGCGGAGGCCAAGAAUCUGCCGGUCGAUCAGCCGAAAGUCGGUGCCAUCGUCGGGAAAGGGCGCGCGAAGCUCACGAAAGGUGACGAUUCCGACGACUGGCAGUAUCCGUUUCAGCAAGCGAAACAGCAACAGCAGCCACAGCAACGGGAACGGGAGCCCGUUUGGGAUGCGAAAGAACGUACGAACGAGCGGGAUUGGGGUGGUUUUAAGAAACCCGGCACAAAGUAUCCCGAGUCGGACGACUGUGACUCCCUGCCGCCACCACCGCCACCAGACGACGACUCAUACUUCGAUGAUGACGAUCGGCUUUCGCAUGGUCACCAUCAUCACCACCAUCACCAUCACCAGCAGCAGCAGCAGCAACAGCAACAACACCUUGCCCAUCUAGCACAGUCACAGGCCAAUCACAACGGGAUGCAUCUAGCGGCCCAGCAACAGCUGCCCGUCGGGCAUCGUCAUCACUUUGCCACCGGUACGCCUCCACCAGUGCUCGAUUCCGAUCUGGACGCGAGCCUCAAGAAGGACCGGAAGUUGCGCUCCAACUCGGACAGCUCCAACGCUACCUCGAAUGGUGGAGUUGGCGGAGGAGGUGGUGGGGGAGGUGGUGGCGGCGGAAAGCACAAGAAUGGAUUGGGUGGUAAGACGGCGAACGGUGGAAACGGCCAUCAUCAUCACCAUCACCACCAUCACCAUCACAACCGGUCGGCGAUGCAUCCCAAGAGUAGCCGGGCGGAAUCGGUCCUGUCCAGCGAUUCGGACAUCCGGUUUACGCGGCGCAAGCUGGGCGACAAUCAAAAGUGUGGCUGUGCGCUGAUCGCAGGCUUUCUGCUCAUUCUGCUGUGUGCGGGCGCAAUCGUUUACGUUGGCUACACCUAUCUGCGGCCGGAACCAUUACCGGACCGGAUAUUUCGGGCCCGUUUGCGCGUGAUCGAGGGUGACCGAUGGACGCCGGAGCUGGCGGAUCAGAACACGCUACGGUUUCAGCAUCGGGCCCGGGACUACCGGGAGCGCAUCAAUCUCAUCAUGCGUCGUUCGGAUCUGCGCGAACCGUUCGAGGGCAGUGAAAUACUUGCACUGGAUGGUAACGAGGAACCAGGCGAUCUGACGCUGCACUUUGCGCUCUACUUUGACCCGUACGCUGAGCUGGUGUCGGCGGCCGAUCUGCGGUCUAUUCUGCUGGAGGAGAUCACCGGACAGGAGCGGAAGUACUUUCGCAACCUGACCAUCGAUCCGAACAGUCUCGUCAUCAAGGAGGUAUCGGGAACGGGUGAUGAUAUCGUCGGUACGUCAUCGUCACCGCUCGGUGGCAAAGAUGAGGUGACGGUCGAGAUCGUGACGACUGCACGCCCACCACGGAAGUGUGAACCGCUCCGGCUAGGGUAUUGCCGUUCCGUCGGCUACAAUGUGACGACCUAUCCGAACUUUUUCGGGCAUGGAUCGCUCGAGGAGGUUGAGGCGGAUCUGAUCUCGUUCCGGGAGCUGGUCGAUGCGGAAUGUUUCCGGCAGGCGUUCGACUUUAUCUGCCGACUGUUGCAACCACCCUGCGAGUAUCGUAGUAUUGAGGAACCGACGCCCGGUACGGUGUGCCGGCAGUACUGUCAGGCAUUCUGGUCCGGAUGUGGAGAACGACUGCCGGAGCGGCUGCGUCGUUACCUGGACUGUGAGCGUUUCCCAGAGUCGACCGGCGUACAGUCUUGUCACAGCAAGCCAGGCUGCACGGGUGAACUGCAGGCAAACGCACUAUCGUCCCGGUUGUGUGACGGUGUUGCGGACUGUGCCGAUCUGUCGGACGAGAACAGCUGUACGUUCUGCGCUUACGGGGCGAUCUCGUGUGGACGAAGCCGUGCCUGUUACGCACGUAACGCACGCUGCGAUGGAAAGCUUGACUGUCCCGAUGGUAGCGAUGAGAAGGAUUGCCUUUCCAUUUCACCACAGGUCAGCUUCCUCACAUUCCCUCCACCAAUUGUACCGUUCCGACCACGGUUCUACUCGGAGGGUUAUGCCGUGUUUUCGGAGAAGGGUACCACCGGCAAGCUGUGCUCGGUAGGUAUGGAAGGUAACGAGUAUGUGCGGAACACCGUCGCCGAGUCACUGUGCAAGGCGCUAGGAUACGAGCGGGUUGACUAUUCGGAGAUUCGCAACGACACGGAACCGAACACGAGCUACGUGCGGGUGCUGGAUCCACGGGCGUCCGAGAUUUCGUUCGUACGCACGCAGUGCCAGAGCAAACAGUCGCUGUACGUCGCCUGCAGCCAUCUGGAGUGCGGUGUACAAUCGACACUGCCUGCGACGCAAAGUAUUGGGUUGUCGAAGAUGGCGACACCGGGUGAUUGGCCGUGGCAUGUAGCACUGCUACGAGCGGAUACGCACGUCUGCGAUGGAACGUUGGUUUCGAAGGAUUGGGUGCUCACGACGGAGUCGUGCUUCCAAGGACAGGCAAAGGCAACAUGGAUGGCUGUGUUUGGAGCAGUGAGACUGUCCUCCAAUGCACCCUGGACGCAACGGCGUCGCAUAAUCGGUAUGGUGAAGUCACCGGUAGAGGGCAGCACAGCAGCCAUGGUACGGCUGGAAACACCGGUCGUCUAUUCGGACUUUGUGCGCCCGAUCUGUCUGCCCGAUAUACCGCUGAAGGAAACGAUCGAUCGGAGCGAUAACAACGUGACACCGACACCACACGCCGAAAAGUACUCCACCAGCAAGGGUGGCAAACUGAGCGGCCGUAAGUUGAAGGAGUACCGGCAGUACUUCGAGAUGCCGGGCGAUGAUGAGCUGGUGACCGAUGAGUACGGCGAUCUGAACGAGGCAGCCAAGUACGUGAAUCAGUACAGUGCCGACUUUACUGACGAGCAGUAUCACAUCCCGAAGGCUGAGGCAGCUGUGGCAGGAACGCACGGCCGGACGACCGUAUCUACCGUGCCUGGAAGUGUGCCGGCUGGACCAGCGGCCUAUCCACUGCCGGCCAACUCUCCGCAGACGAACAACUACAUCUCAGCACUGAACUACAUCAGCUCGGGUGGUGUGGCGAAUGUGGGUGCUGGCGGUGUAGGUUUCCAGCAGCCGACCAAGCUCGGCAAGCAGAGCCAGUGGACGAACUGCAAUACGCUCGGGUGGUCACGGCAGCGGGAUCAUCUGCAGCGGGUACAGCUGAAGCUGAUCGACAUGUCACCGUGCGAGAACAUCUCGAUCGCCACGGUCAACAGUAUGUGUGCGGAGUCGGCCUACCACAAGCAGGACUGCAGUGAGGAGGAGUUUGCCGGCAGUCCGGUCAUCUGCUUGCUGCCGAGCGAUCGGCGUUGGGCGCUGGUGGGUAUCAGCUCCUGGCGCAUUGCCUGCGCACCGAAUGGGAUCGAGCGGCCACGGAUGUACGACAAAAUCAUACCGAACACACCCUGGAUCCGGGAUACUAUCACUGCGACGGUGACGUGAGCACACGAGCACACAGCAAUAUUACGAGAUACACACACAGAGACACAUUAGCUAAUAGAUAGACAUGGUAUGGUGAUAAGGUUCGAAGCGUUGUGCGAAACGUGUUUCACACAUCUUUACUGUGACGCACGUCAAACACUGGAUAAAAGCGUGUGAGGGUGUGUGCGUGCGCUCGGUAUACACUAGCAGACGUACUUUAAGAGCGUUAGUGACCUACGAAUAGAAGCAACGUUUAGUAGCGGCAACCGAACGCAAACAGUGUUGCUAAAGGCCAUAGAGGACACCGCUUACGAUUUUCCCUUCUACGCAAAUUUUGCUGCGCUACGCAAUACACGUGAGCACCGCUCGUUUAAGAUCGUAUAACAGAUACCGCACCUGCCUAUCGGACUCGAAAAAUUGGUAGUGUAGAAGAGUUGGUGAUCACCACCGAUCGAUCGGCUAGCCUAACGUAGCGCGUUUCGGGGCCGCUCCCGAGCUGACACUUUUUAGAUAGUUUAUGUGUGCAGAGUGUAAAUUAACGCCUACUGGCGUGUGGCGAAGUGCGCGCUUUGCUAUAUAAAUACUUGUCGCCCAGCGAACGACCAAAGCAAGUUUUAGUGACCGGAACGAGAUCUAUGCGAUGUGUACAUUUCAGCGAACGCACUCUAACCACAGCUCGUCAGCGCGUUUUGACGUGAAAUUUGGUUUAUUAGUUUUUGUUUUGUUUUGUUUUACUCCACUUUACCUACUAACGUCUUCAUAAUCCUAGAUAAGUGAAGAAUCAGCCGAAACCGAGCGCAAGCCAGGGCAAAAAAAAAAACGAACUGUAUGUACGAGCGUAGUAUUCCAUAAGUGUAGAAAUUUACUCAUACUCAUAUAUUAAGCGAAGAAAUAGAAAAUUGACAAUCGCUUUGCGUGACUAGAGAAAGUUAAAGCCCAUACGGCGGAUGCAUUAUUUAAGUUUUGCUCGAGUCGUUCGGUCUUCGGUCAUUCGGCGACGUAUUGCGCCCAAACCUAGUUGUUUCGGGUUUAUUUCUGUUAUAAUCAAGCAUCGUGUAAUGGCGGGGCUGCGAACUGUGAGACGAACCUGUUGGCACAAUAAAUCAUCUCUUUAUAUGCUUGUUAA